AAAGACACGAAGGUGUGGGCCACAGCACUUGUAGUGGCCUACUUGCGAGUCCACCUGUCGUCGAGGAAGGAGGAGUGGGAGAUGGUGGUGCAGAAGGCGGUGGAAUGGUUGGAGGGGAGUGGAGUCAACGCGGAGGCGGUCAUUGAGAAGGCGAGAGUGGCGUUGGAGAAACUUUUGCCGAGAGCAUGA
This is a messenger RNA of Hydatigera taeniaeformis, 189 nucleotides long. NCBI's taxonomy places the organism in Eukaryota, Metazoa, Platyhelminthes, Cestoda, Cyclophyllidea, Taeniidae. The record is from the annotation of a GenBank genome assembly.